Messenger RNA from Triticum turgidum subsp. durum (durum wheat), 1467 nucleotides. The record is from the annotation of a GenBank genome assembly. NCBI's taxonomy places the organism in Eukaryota, Viridiplantae, Streptophyta, Magnoliopsida, Poales, Poaceae.
AUGUGGGCCCAGGACAUCAGAGAGGUGGUCGGAGUAGCAGCACGGUGGCCGAAGCCGGAGAAGAAGCAUCUGAUGCGCGGCGACGCGAGAGAAAGGCACGGGAGAGAGAGGGAGCAGCAUGGCGCGACGCAGAGGCGUGUUGGCGCGAGGGAGAGGCGCGGCGAGGGGACGACGACGAGAGGCAGAGGCGCGGUGGCACGAGGUUGUGCCAGGGAUAGGGAGGUGGUACCGUCGAAGAACCUCGUCGCCAACGGCCUGCCGCCGUCGAACGAUGAUGUCACGCAGGACGUCACGUCGCUGUGUAAGUCCCUCACGGAGACCUGCCUCGGGCCCUUCCGCCGCCUCCUCGCGGAGCUCAAUGACCCAGCCACUGGCCACCCGCCCGUGACUUGCCUCGUCGCCGACAUCAUUAUGGACUUCUCCAUGGAAGCAGCCAGGGAGCUCGGCCUCCCCUAUGUCCAGCUGUGGACGUCCAGCGCCGUCAGUUAUGUCGGUGUCCGCCACUACCGGCUCCUCUUCGACCGUGGCCUCGCACCGAUCAAAGACAUCAAGCAGCUGACAAAUGAGUACCUUGACACGCCGGUGGAUGACGUGCCGGGCAUGCAGAACAUGAGGUUCAGGGACUUCCCGACCUUCAUACGCAGCCCGGCCUCGGACGACUACAUGCUGCAUUUCGCGCUCGGCAUUGCGGAGCGCGCGGUCGGCGCGUCGGCGAUGAUCGUCAAUACCUUCGACGACCUUGAGGGAGAGGCGGUGGCGGCCAUGGAGGCGCUCGGCCUGCCCAAGGUCUACACCAUCGGCCCGCUCCAUCUGCUGGCGCCGACCUCAAGCAUCAGCAUGAGCCUGUGGAAGCAGGAGGAGGAGUGCCUUCCAUGGCUCGACGGCAAAGAGGUCGGCUCAGUCAUGUACGUCAACUUCGGCAGCAUCACCGUUAUGACCAACGAGCAGCUCCUGGAGUUCGCGUGGGGGCUGGCCAAGAGCGGCAAUCAUUUUCUCUGGAUCAUCCGUCCCGACCUCGUCAAGGGCGACACCGCAGUGCUCCCCCCGGAGUUCUCGGCCGAGACGGUGGAGCGUGGGCUCGUGGCCUCCUGGUGCCCGCAGCAGCAGGUGCUGAACCACCCGGCCGUGGGCGCGUUCCUGACGCACAGCGGCUGGAACUCGACGCUGGAGAGCAUGUGCGGCGGCGUGCCCGUCAUCAGCUGGCCAUUCUUCGCGGACCAGCAGACCAACUGCCGGUACCAGUGCAAGGAAUGGGGAGUCGGCAUGGAGAUCGACACCGACGUCCGGCGCGACGCCGUCGCAGACCUUAUCACUGAGCUCAUGGAGGAGGAGAAUGGAAAGGUGAUGAAGAAGAAGGCACAGGAGUGGAGGGAGAAAGCGGUGAGGGCGACCAAGCCCGGCGGCUCGUCUCACCGCAACUUUGAUGCGUUGAUUCACGACGUGCUCGCUCCUAGCCGCUCUGGGUAG